Messenger RNA from Cinara cedri, 891 nucleotides. The record is from the annotation of a GenBank genome assembly. NCBI's taxonomy places the organism in Eukaryota, Metazoa, Arthropoda, Insecta, Hemiptera, Aphididae.
AUGGCCCGGACCGUCACCAGUGUUCGACUUCGUGUUUCGGCAGUACACCAAAUUAUCCGCUCGACCCGUCCGAAAGAUACCGAAAUGGCAGCUAAGGUAAGACAAUCGCAAUUUUAACAUUAUGUUUCCCGUGAAAACGUGAAAACGCGAACACGAUUUCAAAAACGAUUACACGGCAAUGAUACCAACCACGUUUUUCCGCAGAUGAUCAUUCUCGCCGCGUGCGUGUCCGCCGCCCUCGCCCAAUACGCCGCCCCGGCCUACGAACCCGCGUACCCGGCUUACCCGGCGCCCAAGGCCUACGCCGCCGAGCCCACUUACGCCCCGGCCCCGUACAGCUUCGAGUACAGCGUAAACGACCCGUCCACCUACGACGUCAAGAGCCAGUCGGAAUACAGCGACGGAAAGACCGUCAAGGGAUACUACAGCCUGGUCGAGGCCGACGGCACCAAGAGGAUCGUCGAAUACACCGCCGACGACUACGGUUUCAACGCCGAAGUCAAGAAGGAAGGCACCCCAUCCGCUUACGCCGCCCCGGCCUACAAGCCCACCUACCCAGCACCUGCUGCAUACCCAGCACCGGCUGCCUACCCAGCCCCGGCCUACCCAACACCGGCGUACUCCGCACCGGCCUACAAGCCAGCGUACAAACCAGCCUACUAAUCGCAGUCAGACCCACUACCCCGUGAACCUUUGAAACCUUUAUGCUCGUUUCUGUUGUGCUUCUUGAUCUUCCGCCCUUUCGCCGUGCGCUUUUGCGCCGCCGCGUUCAUAUUGAACCGCGGUCUCAAAGUCGUUACAUACGCUGCCGUAUCCGUUUCAAUACGACAGUUUUGCGACCGAUGUAUUUAUUGUGUAAAUAUAUAAAAAUGUAAAUUUAAUGAAAAACAA